This is a messenger RNA of Vicia villosa (hairy vetch), 690 nucleotides long. RefSeq lists its product as uncharacterized. Bases 1 to 690 code for a protein of 229 amino acids. Gene Ontology annotation, biological process: positive regulation of cytoplasmic translation. Lineage: Eukaryota; Viridiplantae; Streptophyta; Magnoliopsida; Fabales; Fabaceae. Gene Ontology annotation, molecular function: single-stranded RNA binding; zinc ion binding; translation regulator activity. The record is from RefSeq and is a predicted model, not a curated record. The transcript is spliced from 4 exons. Gene Ontology annotation, cellular component: cytoplasm.
AUGUUAUCUGAGGAAGAUGAUGACUGCUGGGUUGCUACUAGAGCUGAAUUGGAUUCUGAUGGUAUCGCAAUUACUUGGGCUAUAUUCAAGAGGGAGUUUCUACGGAAAUACUUUCCUGAAUAUGUUCGGGGAAGAAAAGAAAUUGAGUUUUUGGAGUUGAAAUGGGGUAGUAUGACGGAGCCGGAGUAUGCUUCCAAAUUUGUUGAGUUGGCUAAGUAUUACGUGCACUACAACAAUGAUGCAGCUGGUGAGUUCUCAAAGUGUAUCAAAUUUGAGAAUGACCUUCGUGACGAGAUCAAGCAAGGCAUCAGAAUAUUUGAGGAGGUUAACCUUAGGCUGAAGUCAUCUCACUCCCACGAGUUGGUUAAUAAAAAGGGUAAGAAGCCUAUGUAUCGAGGUAAGCCAUAUGGUAAAGGAAAUUCAAAAGCUGAUAAUGGGAAAAGGCCUAGUGGGGGAGAUUCUGGAACUUUUGUUAGAUGUUAUAACUGUGGCGAAGUCAGACAUUGUAGGAAUGAGUGUAGGGCUAAACAGAAAACGUGCUUCAAUUGUGGUAAAGUGGGUCAUGUUGCUGUUGUCUGUUCAGUGAUUACUUCAUCUACAUGUUUGAGCGGUCCUAUUGACAUACUUGAGGUUAGUGUCGAGGACUUAGCGAUGACUGCGACACAGGUGAGUGAGGCGGUUAAAGACUAG